AUGGUUCGAAUUGAUAGAGGUACGUUUUGUGUCUCAAAAAUCGACAUUUAUGAAGGUUUAGAUUUGAAACGAUGUUAUUUCUAUCGUUUAAAAGUUGAUGGCAAUGUUAAUGGCAGAGAACCGAUUAAUAUCCAAUCUGACUCUUUGGAAUUCCCGAAAUCUGCUUCUUGUCCAGACAUUAUUCGUAUGACCUUCAGCACCAAAGCGAAACAAUUGUUCAGUAGUUUUGCAGCCGUCAAUCCUUAUUUCCGGCCAAGGUCAUCUCGUCAAUCGUCUAGAGCAAGCAGUAAUCGACGACGAAGAAUCAGGUUGAAAAGAGCACAUUUCAAAGUAGUUAAUAAUGAAGCGGAUGUUUUGAAGUUGGAGCCGAGAAGCGGAUCGAGUCAGACAAAUAUCGCCCAAAUCUGAGCCGGAGCAUGUGAACGUAUUCUCAACGCCACAAACAAGAACAACAAGACGGCUUUCGGACAAUUCGAGAACGCCUGGAAACAGAGAGAGUUCCGAGUUGAUGCACGAACAUUUUCCAAAAGAAGAGACCGAUAUGAAGAAGAAGAAGAAGAGUAAAAGAUCAGUGUCGGCUCAAGUGAAACCAACGCCGAAAUCUUCUAAUGUAAGACACAGAGUCUUAUGAAAUUUCGCUUUUUUUAUCGCUUCACAAUAACGUUUUUCAGGGCGAACGCUAUAAAUCGCAAAAACUGGAGCACAAGAAAAAGAGACCGGCAACAAUAAGUGCGAAUUUCCGGAAAUUCAAGUCAAACGCAAACUUGCGAGUAGUUCCCAAAGAACCGCUCAUGAAAAAAGCGGUGAGUCUUUUGAAGUGUUUUGUUCUAAGAUGAUGAUUUUCGUCUGCGCUCUAUAAUAAUCCUUCAUUCAGGAGCAUCGCAAAACAAAGCACUUGAAUCCACCACGCUGGCGCCACGUUGGAGAUCGGAAUCGACAUCAUUACCGCGACAACAAAACCGCCCGCUCUUUUGUUUCUGAUCACUUCUUUUGA
Caenorhabditis sp. 36 PRJEB53466 is the source of this 994-nucleotide messenger RNA. NCBI's taxonomy places the organism in Eukaryota, Metazoa, Nematoda, Chromadorea, Rhabditida, Rhabditidae. The record is from the annotation of a GenBank genome assembly.